UUAUCCUUGGUUUUUAAUUCCCCUGGAAGUACCUAGGGAUGGCGGUGUACAAGGUCUAGAGCUCCUGAGACCUUCCCAAGUACGGGGCUGGGCCUAUGCUACUGCGGGCGCUGGCUGCUUCGGCGCGUCUAUGUGCGGUAGUGUCCCAAUCCUCCUCCCCUCCUCCUUCGGCAUCUGCUCUGCAUUAGUCUGUCCCAGGCCUCCGCAGGCGCCGAUGAUUGAAUCAUCAUCAUUAACCAGGGUCUGCCCCCCGCCCUCCACAAGCCCCGGCGGCAGAGGAGGAUGGCGGGGGGCGAAUAAGAUCACUACACCAAGUCCCUGGGGGUCCCUCCCCCCCACCCGCCACCCUCUCCGAGACUCCUCAAAGCCCAGAGAAACUCCCGCCGUGGAGCCGGGAGGAGGCCUGCCAUCCGGAUGAAGCUCCGUAACGCGGACGCGUCAGCUGACGAGAGCGACAUUACGAGGAAAGGACCCGGGAGGGGCUUCUUUAGCGGGGUCGUGGUCACAGGAGAUCGACGACCCUGAGCAGCGGCGGGCGGAGACCGCUGGGCCCUUUGGGGUAGAAGGGGGCAGUCUUUUGCAGGCUCCAAAAGUUAGUCUCGCGGUAGGGUAGGGUCUAUUGUGAUGAUUACUACAAGAGGUCAAUGAGAUAGGACCCCCGCCUCACAACCCCCCUCCCUAAUUACGGAUUGAGGAGGGGGAGGGGCCAGUGGGGCUCAGGUGAGCACACGGGGAGAAAGGGACAUGGGCGGGGCCUUACAGAGGGUCAGCGAAUCCGAAAAGACCUAAACCCUCGUUGCUGGGCGACAAGUCCCGCCCCGCAGGCGGCACCGGAAGUGGCCGGCCGGGAUCAGCCUUUAAGAUGGCGUCUCCUCAGGGGGGCCAGAUUGCGAUCGCGAUGAGGCUUCGGAACCAGCUCCAGUCAGUGUACAAGAUGGACCCACUACGGAACGAGGAGGAGGUCCGAGUAAAGAUCAAAGACUUGAAUGAGCACAUCGUCUGCUGUCUGUGCGCUGGCUACUUCGUGGAUGCUACCACCAUCACAGAGUGUCUUCAUACUUUCUGCAAGAGUUGUAUUGUGAAGUACCUCCAAACCAGUAAGUACUGCCCCAUGUGCAACAUCAAGAUCCACGAGACACAGCCACUGCUCAACCUCAAACUGGACCGGGUCAUGCAGGACAUCGUGUACAAGCUAGUGCCUGGCUUACAAGACAGUGAAGAGAAACGGAUUCGAGAAUUCUACCAGUCCCGAGGCUUGGACCGGGUUACCCAACCCAGUGGGGAAGAGCCAGCCCUGAGCAACCUCGGCCUCCCUUUCAGCAGCUUCGACCACUCGAAAGCCCACUACUAUCGCUAUGAUGAGCAGCUGAGCCUGUGCCUGGAACGGCUGAGUUCUGGCAAAGACAAGAAUAAAAGCAUCCUGCAGAACAAAUAUGUCCGAUGUUCCGUUAGAGCUGAAGUUCGUCAUCUCCGGAGGGUCCUGUGUCACCGCUUAAUGCUAAAUCCCCAGCAUGUACAGCUCCUUUUUGACAAUGAGGUUCUCCCAGAUCACAUGACCAUGAAGCAGAUAUGGCUCUCCCGCUGGUUCGGCAAGCCGUCCCCUUUGCUUUUACAAUACAGUGUGAAAGAGAAGAGGAGAAAUCCUCUGAGUUUCAUCAUGAAGGAGGGCCUCUCUAUGUCCGUGGUCCCUCAGUGAAUUGCCAGAGGAGAGGGGUAGAGGACCCUACACAUAUAAAACUCAGAAGGUGAGCUAAGUGGAACCAGGUUACCCAUACCAGCUUUUUCUUUUUUCUUUCUUUCUUUCUUUUCUUUUUUUUUUCUUUUUUUUUUUUUUGGUGAAGGGAAGGCUUUCUGGAGGGGAGUUCUCACUAUACUUGAAUGUUGUAGCAUAUGCUGCAGGCUUCAGUGGAGGUGUCCUAAUUCAGGAGCAGUGGGGGUAGGGCUAGGGUUAGACAGUGGCCACUGCAGGACUGAAGAAGAGUGAUAUUUUAAAGAAAGUUCCAGAGAAUUGCUCUAUAGGAGGAAUCUUAAAAAAACAAAAAAACACGGGCGGUUAAGACACAGGGAACACAAGGGUGUUGAGUUGGAGACAUGGUUGUCCAUACAAGAUUCAGUAGGCCUUCACGUCCCUGGAUUAGGUGAAGCCAGGGUGAGGAGAGGGACCUGGUGUCCAGGAGAGCAAAGGCAGCUUCAGGUAAGAGGGAAGCAGCAAGGCUGUUCAUUCCCUUGAUUAAUUCAGUGAACAUUCCUUGUCUGUAUGAGCCCAGCCAUGACCCUUGGGCUCUGAAAGUACACUCAGCCAGGCUCCCUGUUCUGUGGCCUCUCAGUAGGAUAGUCAGAAACUUGCCUGACUGGGACAAUGACAGAUGGAGGAGGAAGCAGCGAGGUCCUGAAGGGAGCUAAUGGGCUGUGGCUGAACCUGGGACGAGUGGGUCGGAGCAGGCGGCAGAAACGUUGCCAGAACUCAAGCUUAAAGCCCAAGUCUUCAACGGGCCUAAGUCUGACUCCAGUGAAUUCAGAGGGGUCAUUGUGCAUUGCUGGUGAGGGCUGAAGGCCUGAAGCUUCCAGGGAUAGAGACUGGGUGGCAGAAGACCUAGGGGAGGAGUACAGUGAAAAUGGUGUGAACUGGCUAAGAGAGCCUGAGACUGGGGCGGCCGGGGGUGGAGGUGGGCACAGUGUGAGGGGCCUGAGCAUAGUGGCCAGUGCACAGUAGACCUGGCCGUCCGUCCACACAGAUGAAGCUUGUAGGCCAUGAGAAAAGCACAGUGUGGAGAGACUGCAGAAAGCCAGGAAGAGCCCUCGGGUGUGAUGGGCGGACAAUGAGGACCAGGGUGGGGACAUAGCGGAACAAUCAGCCUGACAGAAUCUCCAUGAUUCCCAAAGCGCCCCAUGUUUCCGGCCUCAUGCCUGGAAUGCCUCUCCCUCACCCCAUACUCAGCUGUUCUUUCAAGGCCCAAGUAUCACUUCCUCCAGGAGACCCUCUCUCUGCCAGAACCCAGGCUUUUUCCACCCCUUUGUGCCUGCCUCCACACCAGCAUAUAUCUUGAGGUUUGGGAUGAAUUACAUCUAUAUUAAUUGGGCUCCCCCCAUGUCUUCUGGGACUCCACAGCCCACUCAAGCAUGCCACACUGAGGCUGUUCUCAAGGGGUUUGUGGGUGAAAGGGCAUUUUUAAGGAAUGACCCCCCGAGGGAGAGGUGUGGGCUGAGGGGGAAAGAGUAGAAAUGCUCCUGAGGAUUUUUUGGGUCCCCAGCAGCUGCAGGAAUUGGUCAGCAGUCUGGGGCUUGGCAGCAGCUUGGCAUCAAGAAGGCCCAGUCAGAAGAUAAGGCUGACUGGGGACCAGGCCUCAGGAUGAGGCUUUUAAUGGUGCAUGGCUUGAGGCCAAGGAGCAGCGGAAGGAGCUCAGGCGGGGACCUGGGGUGCAGCGGGCCACCUCCCCUCGCCCCCAGUUCCGCAGAACCUUCUUUUUGUCCGUCAGCGGCCCUGGCAGAGGCAGCUGCGGUGUGUCUCCCAAGGUGGCUGAUGCAGGCCAGCUGCGGGCUGAGGGCUGAGCUCUGCUCUUCCUCUCUCAAUGGGUCCAUUGCCCCCUUGCCUGACUUUUGCCGGGAAGACCCAGUCCCCCAGGGUCACUCUGGUUACGAUCUGCGCCACGGGGAGAAUCAAGCCCAGGGUUCUCUUGAGCUGUGUGACCCAGAAUGCGCUGGUCGCGUUCAAAGAGGUGGCCGCGGACGGGCGCACAGCGGGCCCUCUCUGGGCGGCGCCCUUGACCUCGCGGCGCUUCUGGGUGGAGGCGUCAGUCCUCACCCGCAGGGUCAAGCUGGCCCUUGCCCCUGUCGCCCUUUCUCAUCUAGCCGUUUCAGUGGGCCACACUCACCUGGGGGGAGGGGGCACCGAGAUUGCCCCCACCUUUGGCACAGGGGAGAACCGGUCCCUCUCAGCCUGGCCAGUUUCUCAGUGCCAGGGGUGGGCAGAAAAGGAGGGAAAAGGG
Molecule: messenger RNA, 3986 nt
Organism: Callorhinus ursinus (northern fur seal)
Lineage: Eukaryota; Metazoa; Chordata; Mammalia; Carnivora; Otariidae
Source: RefSeq, a predicted model, not a curated record